This is a messenger RNA of Saccostrea echinata, 1470 nucleotides long. RefSeq lists its product as uncharacterized. Lineage: Eukaryota; Metazoa; Mollusca; Bivalvia; Ostreida; Ostreidae. Bases 1 to 1470 code for a protein of 489 amino acids. The transcript has a single exon. The record is from RefSeq and is a predicted model, not a curated record.
AUGGCAAGUCCACAGUAUAACCUUCUUCUCAGCUACUUCAACUCUUCCACUGGAGUUCUACCGAUAGUAAGCAACCUACCAACAUCUCUACAAGAUAAGUGGACUACUCAAGCUGCUGGAUAUAAGAAACGGAAUUGUGUUCCAUUUCCCCCAUUUUCAUACUUUGUCAAUUUCAUCCGUGAAAUGUGUGAUAUGGGUAAUGACCCAGGACUUAUUUGUCAACAGUCCACAAACCCACAGGUAGCAUACAGCAAGCCUAGAUCUACUGGCAAUGUCACCUCUCGUAAAGCUGAAAUUUCGUCACUAACACCGCCAACUCGUUGCCCCAUACACAAUGCUGGACAUACACUGAAUGAAUGCCGUGGCUUCAAAAGAAAAUCACUACAAGAACGUCAAAGGAUUCUACGUGAGAAGAAUUUGUGUUUCCGGGAUUGUGCUUCACAGAAUUAUAUGUCUAAAAACUGUACUGCAGAUAUAAAAUGUGAUAUAUGUGGUAAUUCUCGUCAUGUCACAGCGAUGCAUAUUGAUCGUUGUCAUCAAAGACCUCUGUCACACACUGCCGUAACCACAGUCAAAACUCCUUCGGACAAUGGAGGGGAGCUAUCUCCAGAAAAUGAUGAAACAGUGAAAUCGUGUUGUACUCAGCUGUGUGGAAAUUCUGUUGGUGGACGUUCAUGUAGGAAAUUAGUUCUGGUGGAGGUGCUUUCUACUUUAAACCCAGAGAAAACAAUUCGUGCAUAUGCUACAAUCGAUGACCAAAGCAACCGUACUUUAGUGUCCCCUAACUUGAUCAAACAACUUGAUGUUUCGGGAGACUGUAAGUCCUACACAUUUACCUCAUGCUCUGAUGUAUCUACAUUCAAUGGACGCCUUGUGAAUGGAUUGUGUGUGAAAUCCUUAGAUGGAACAUCAUUUAACUUACCUGAAGUUAUUGAAUGUGAUUCAAUUCCAAGUGAUUACCUUGAAAUACCUACUUCAGAUGUCGGUGAUUCAUAUCCGCAUCUACAAUGCAUUGCAUCGUUCUUACCAUCCUUUGAUCGUACAGUUAAUGUUGAAAUCCUUAUUGGACGUGACUUACCUGAUGUACAUCAUGUGCAUGACCAAAUAACUGGUAGCAUAGGUCAGCCUUUUGCCCAACUUCUAUCAUUAGGAUGGGUUAUUAUUGGUGAAUUUUGUAUUGGAAAAGUUCAUCCCCCAAAGGAAGUAAAUGUAAACAAAACGCAUAUUCUCAAUGAUGGACGGUGUACCACCUUCUUAUUGUGUCAGAAUAACAUCAGUGUCAAGGACAGUGAUAACAGCAUAUUCCUACAAACUCCAUUUGACAACAAGAUUGGACUUUCUGUUGAUGACCGCAAAUUUCUCACUCUCAUGGAUGAAGAGUUUCAUAAGGAUGCUGAAGGCUAUUGGUCUGCACCGCUCCUUUUUAAAGAUUCUAAACCAGCCAUGCCAAACAAUUAUUCACAGGCCUGA